ACAGGAAAGUAGAGCUCUUUCCACGAUGAUGAGAGUAAUCGCCCUCAUUGGUGGUGGUCGCAGAAAAAGCUCUUGCCUUUUCACGGAUUAUUAUCAUGAAUGGAUCGAAAGUCUCAAGAAUACCAUUCUUCCCCAGCUUCGCCGCUCCAUGUCAUCUUCUUCAGCAAGCCUCCUCUGCACCCACGUCGAUAUUCUCUACCGCCAUUUCCUAGACUAUUAUGAAGCUCUCGACCUCGCCGCCGCUGAAGAUGUCUCUCAGAUUCUCUACCCAGACUGGCGCAAUCCCAUGGAACAACCCUUUCUCUGGUUCGGCGAUUUACACCCAAAUCUCUUCACCAAUCUCCUCAGAUCUUUCCUCACAGAUGACGAUGAUGAUAUUGAUGUCCCGGAUGAUUGCAACAAUUUGGACCGGCCCUUGGCAUUUGCGAUGGCGUGGAAGAACCCAUCAGAGGAUCUCAUGGGACAAGUUGAUCAGAUUGAACGUGGCCUCAAGCUUAUGAUCCCUGCAAUUGUUACCCAUGCCAGGAACGCUCAGUCUGGAUUUAUUGAUCGAGUGGCCAUGGAUUGGGUUCGUUAUGGUGGGAGAAAGGAGGCGACGAAAGCCAUAAGAGGGGCUACAAAGGCUCAGAUGGACGAUCUCGCGAGUGUAUUUGUGGACGCCAAUAGGCUUCGUAGGAGUAUGUUAACGGAGAUCGUGAACGCCAUUAACGUUUUUCAAGCGGCUCUCUAUCUUGAAAGGCUUGCACAAUUCAUUGUUGGGUUCAGGGACUCUGAAUUGCUCUGUCACUUCAAACAGUGUAAGAUGCCUCUCUCAUCUGCUUCUUCAUCUUAAUCAGUCUCUGCUUUCUGAAUUCUUCCCU
Telopea speciosissima is the source of this 860-nucleotide messenger RNA. RefSeq names its product protein INAPERTURATE POLLEN1-like. Gene Ontology annotation, biological process: DNA-templated transcription. The record is from RefSeq and is a predicted model, not a curated record. The coding region runs from base 26 to 832 and encodes 268 amino acids. The transcript is spliced from 2 exons. Gene Ontology annotation, molecular function: sequence-specific DNA binding. NCBI's taxonomy places the organism in Eukaryota, Viridiplantae, Streptophyta, Magnoliopsida, Proteales, Proteaceae.